Messenger RNA from Cyprinodon variegatus (sheepshead minnow), 5734 nucleotides. It is a transcript of the gene pnpla6, whose product is annotated as neuropathy target esterase-like. The record is from RefSeq and is a predicted model, not a curated record. NCBI's taxonomy places the organism in Eukaryota, Metazoa, Chordata, Actinopteri, Cyprinodontiformes, Cyprinodontidae. The transcript is spliced from 37 exons. Gene Ontology annotation, biological process: phosphatidylcholine metabolic process. Bases 109 to 4281 code for a protein of 1390 amino acids. Gene Ontology annotation, molecular function: phosphatidylcholine lysophospholipase A1 activity. Gene Ontology annotation, cellular component: endoplasmic reticulum.
UGAAACAUAAUUUCCGUUGUGUUUUCCCACUUCAAAGUCAGUGGCGAUUGACGGGAGUACAGCUUAGUGGCCGUUGAUGGACCAUCCCUAUGAAGACACAAGGCUACAAUGGGACAGAGUACCUCAGAACAAGAGGUCCAAGACGACACUUCCCCGGACAGAUUUGAAAACCUCAAGACUUUUGUGGAGGAAGAGCUACAGACGAGCAUGAUGGUGGGAAUGGUCAUUGGCGCCGGUGUCGCCAUAGUCCUCAUCGCCAUCCUCAUCUUCUUCAUCUUGCGGAGAAUCCAACUUCGGAACAUUGAGGCUCAGGAGGCACCCAAAUAUCGCUUCCGUAAGAGAGACAAAGUCAUGUUCUACGGACGAAAGAUUAUGCGAAAAGUUUCGCAGUCUACCUCUUCACUUGUGGGGACAUCCUCCUCCUCUUCCUCUUCCUCUCGUCCACGCCUAAAGAAGAAGCAGAAAAUGCUCAACAUUGCCAAAAAGAUCCUGCGCUUCAAGAAGGAGGUGCCCAUCCUUCAGGCCAAGGAGCCCCCUCCCUCAGUGCUCGAGGCAGAUCUUACUGAAUUUGAUGUGGCCAACUCCCACCUCCCUUCUGAGGUGCUCUACAUGCUCAAAAAUGUCCGCGUGCUGGGUCAUUUUGAGAAGCCGCUCUUCCUAGAGCUCUGCAAACACAUGGUCUUUCUGCAGUUCCAGCAGGGAGAGUACGUCUUCAGGCCCGGUCAGCCAGACAGCAGUAUAUACGUGGUUCAGGAUGGAAAACUAGAACUGUGCCUUACAGGAAUGGACGGCAAAGAGAACGUGGUCAAGGAGGUUUAUGCUGGUGACAGUGUUCACAGCCUCCUUAGCAUUCUGGAUGUCAUCACAGGCCAUCAGAAGCCUUACAGAACAGUGUCGGCUCGAGCUGCAGAGGUUUCCACUGUUCUCCGUUUACCUGUUGAGGCCUUCCUCUCCAUAUUUGAGAAGUAUCCUGAGAGUCUGGUGCGAGUUGUUCAGAUUAUAAUGGUUCGCCUCCAGAGAGUUACAGUCCUUGCUCUGCACAACUACCUGGGCCUGACCAAUGAGCUCUUCAGUCAUGAAAUGCAGCCUUCACGUCUCCCACCGCAGUCACCUCACGCUCCACGCACCAGUCCUGUCCGCCAUGGGAAGCGCUUUGGCAGCCUGACUGUUCCAGAGGAGCAUCGGGAAGCUGCCAUUAAAGGGGAAGCUGCAGGCGGGGAACAAGGAAAAGAGGGUGGUCCGCCAAAUCUUAGCAGGACAAUUUCUAUGCCUGUGGACAUCUCUGGUAUUCAGAAAAGUUUGAGAUCAGAUUUUGACAUGGCAUAUGAGAGAGGACGGAUUUCUGUGUCAGCAGAAGAUGGCAACACCCCUCCCACAUUCACUCGGUCUGUUUCCCAUGAACAACGUGAGAGGAGAGUAACAGUGGAUGAGGUUCCAUCAGGUAUUUACUUGUAUCCUGAGGAAGAAUCGGGUUUAGACAACAUUUUCACACCCGUAUCCAGCCGCUCCAGCGCUUCUCUGUUUGAGGAAGCUCAAAAAGAAGUUCUCAGACUCAUGCGGAUUGAGGAUCCAGGUUUGUUAAGCGGGAGAGCAACUCUGCACCAUGCCAAAGCUGGAGCUGUUUUAGCUAGACAGGGAGAUCAGGAUGUGAGUCUGCACUUUGUCCUUUCUGGUUGCCUGCAUGUCUACCAGCGAAUGAUCGACAAACAGGAGGCCGUCUGCUUGUUUGUUACCCACCCUGGAGAGAUGGUUGGCCAGCUCGCUGUGCUCACGGGAGAACCCCUUAUCUUUACCGUUAAGGCUGUCCGAGACUGUACUUACCUGAAGAUCUCAAAGUCAGAUUUCUAUGAGAUAAUGAGGGAACAGCCCAGCGUAGUUCUGAGUGUGGCCCACACAGUGGCCAUUCGAAUGUCAGCUUUCGUCAGGCAGAUGGACUUUGCAAUUGACUGGAUGGCUGUAGAAGCUGGCAGAGCCCUCUACAGGCAGGAUGACCAGUCCGACUGCACCUAUAUUAUUCUGAAUGGACGUCUACGUUCCGUCAUCCGUAAGGCAAAUGGCAAGAAAGAGCUGGUUGGGGAAUAUGGUAGAGGAGACCUCAUUGGUGUGGUGGAGGCAUUGACCAAGCAGCCCAGGGCCACAACAGUUCAUGCUGUGAGAGACACAGAGCUGGUUAAACUGCCAGAGGGAACGCUCAACAACAUUAAAAGGAGAUAUCCACAGGUUGUGACGAGGUUGAUCCACUUGCUCGGUCAGAAGAUUCUGGGGAACCUGCAACAGGGCCGGGGUCCGUUCUCAGGUUCAGCUCUGAGUUUGCCAAGUAUGUCAACAAGUGCAGAUGUUACAAACCCAGCUAGUAACCUCUCCACUGUGGCUGUGCUUCCUGUAUGUGAUGAAGUUCCAAUAAACGCGUUCAACUUGGAGCUUAGCCAUGCCCUCAGUGCCAUUGGCCCCACUCUGCUUCUCACCAGCGAUAUAAUCAGGGAGCGUCUGGGAGCUUCUGCUUUGGACAGUAUCCAUGAGUAUCGUCUGUCUGGCUGGCUGGCCCAGCAGGAGGACAUCAAUCGAAUCGUUCUAUACCAGACUGACAACAGCAUGACGCCGUGGACUCAGCGCUGCAUCCGGCAGGCUGACUGCAUCCUUAUAGUGGGUUUGGGGGACCAGGAACCCGCUCUGGGAGAAUUGGAACAGAUGCUGGAAAACACAGCAGUCCGAGCUUUGAAGAAACUCAUCCUCCUGCACAGAGAGGAUGGACCGGGUCCGUCCAGAACUGUCGAGUGGCUAAACAUGCGCAGCUGGUGCUCCGGUCAUCUCCACCUAAAGUGUCCCCGCAGGGUUUUCUCCAGACGUGGCCCCACUAAACUUAGGGAGGUUUAUGAGAAGGUGUUUGAGAAAACGGCGGAUAGACACAGCGAUUUCUCUCGGCUGGCCCGAGUUCUCACUGGAAACAGCAUUGCGCUUGUGCUAGGAGGAGGCGGAGCAAGAGGCUGCUCACAUGUGGGGGUGAUUAAAGCUAUGGAGGAAGCGGGGAUUCCUAUUGACAUAGUGGGUGGCACAUCGAUCGGCUCAUUCAUCGGAGCUCUGUAUGCAGAGGAGAGAAGUGCUGUUCGGACUAAACAAAGAGCUAGGGAGUGGUCCAAGGCAAUGAAUUCAGUAUUUAAAACAGUCCUGGACCUCACCUAUCCCAUCACCUCCAUGUUCUCGGGUUCAGCUUUUAACACCAGUAUCUAUAAAGUCUUUCAGGACAAGCAAAUUGAGGAUCUGUGGCUUCCAUACUUCAACGUCACCACAGACAUCACAGCUUCCGCCAUGCGGGUCCAUCAGGAUGGUUGCGUCUGGCGCUAUGUUAGAGCCAGCGCCUCCUACACCCCCUAUUUACCUCCCCUGUGCGACCCCAAGGAUGGCCACUUGCUUGUGGAUGGUUGCUAUGUUAACAAUGUCCCAGGCUCUCUGUGGCGCUAUGUACGGGCGAGCAUGACCCUCUCAGGGUACCUGCCGCCUCUCUGCGACCCCAAAGACGGCAACUUGCUAAUGGACGGUGGCUACAUCAACAACCUGCCAGCGGACAUUGCAAGGAACAUAGGCACCAGGACGGUCAUUGCCAUCGAUGUGGGUAGCCAGGAUGAGACGGACCUCUGUAACUAUGGCGACAGCCUGUCUGGCUGGUGGCUGCUGUGGAAGAGAAUCAAUCCCUGGGCAGAAAAAGUGAAGGUUCCAGACAUGGCAGAGAUCCAGUCACGCUUGGCGUAUGUGUCGUGUGUGCGGCAGUUAGAGGUAGUAAAGAAAAGUGCCUACUGCGAGUACAUCAGACCACCUAUUGACCGCUUUAAGACCAUGGACUUUGGCAAGUUUGAUGAGAUCUACGACAUUGGCUAUCAGCAUGGCAAAUUGGUUUUCACUGGCUGGGCUCGAGGCGACAUCAUUGAGAACAUGCUGAGGGAUCACCGCUCUGCUGACUACAAUGACAGCAAGAGAACAGAUUCCUGCACGUGUCCAGGAGCUGACUUCACGGAUCUAGCAGAGAUCGUGUCCAGGAUAGAGCCUGUGCAAAGCUACGUAGCUGCAGAAGCAGAAGAGUCUGACUGUCUGACGGAGUACGAGGAAGAUGGGAUGGAUACAGUGAGAGAAGAAGAGGGGGAAGAGGAGGAGGAUGAGGAUCCUGAGGACCACUCCCCGGGGGAGUGGGGACAAAAUGGAGUCUUCCAGACUGAUGAGGAGAAAUCGGUGAGGCAACGCAGGAAACUUGCCAGCGACUCCAACGCUUCUGAAAUCUCUGACUGCUGACAGAGGGCCCUGGAGGAGCAAAGGACCAAGUGGCCAAAAACUGGCAGGACCUUAAAAGUGGCUGCUGCCCCCAGCACCUGAAAUCUCUAAAACAUCAGAACAUCUUUAUUUAUUUUUUUUGGACCACUUUUUAAGAACCAAGUUUGUGUUUAAUUGAGUCGUCUUUGCUUUAACCACUUUGGUCCUAAACAUAAGGAGGCUUCCUCAAACACUUCCCUUGGAUUUCUGCACUUUGAGGUACUAAGCUAACCAGAAGAUGAACCACUAUUCCACUCACUAAAUUUAACCAUUACACUUUAGAUCAAUGAUGAUUUCUACUUUCUACAAACUUGAUUUGGCAAAGCUUCUCUCCAUUGAUAGUUUAUCUUAUUCUAUGACCCUAAUUUUUUUGGUUUGAAUUUGUGUCUUUCAUUUUGGUCGUGGUAAUUUCUUAUUUCCGAUCGGCGGAGCUUCAAUUAGCUUCUUACCAAGACAACACAGAGACGAUGUGCUGCUAGGUCUAAAGGUGUGGUGAUCAAGAAAAUGUUAAUGUGGAGUUUAGGCUGAAUUAAUUGAUAAGUUUAGAACCAUGUUGAUAGUAGUCCACAGAUGAUAACUAGAGAGAGAAAAAAAAAUAGAUUUUUGAGCAAACCAAUGCAAUUUUUACUAAAUUUACAACUUUAGUUCAGUAGAACUAAAUGAGCUAGAAGUGCUUUAUAUAGAGUAGAUCAGUUAUGAGGAAGAAACCUGAACUGUAAAGAGGAAUGAAUGAUUUGAUUGGGUGAGUGAGUGAAUGACCAUAUUUGGGUUUCAGACCUUAGAGAUCAUCUCAGAAUCAAUUAACGUGUUUGUUCGUUUUUAACCGCCGUUCACGUAUGCUCGGUGAACUCAAGGCAAACAAGCCUGUUUGUGUUUGCACAGCGUCAGCACUCAGGGUUCCUGCGUAUGACUUGAUGUUUUUGUUUUGUUUUUUGGAGGGGUGGUGAAUAACUGGGUUUGUGUUCAGCUAGGUUCUCCAGUUGUUCAAAUAAAAUAAAAAUCCCCUUAACUAUGUAAAUAAGAAAUUACGCAGAAAUCCAGAGUAUCUUUAGCAAAACCUGUUUCAGAAAAUAAGAUUAUAGCAAGAUUUCAGAAUGUCAGUAUUCACAUAUGUACAUGAGAUGGAUUUUUUUUUGAAAGUUGAUGCUUUAGUACAUAAUAGGGAAACUAAACCAAAAAUAAUAAGGGGUUCUUUUAACAUCUGUUCUGUUGGUACCAGCAGGUUCUCAUCUUUGUUUAGUUUUUUUUUUUUAUUAAUUUAUUUUUUAAGUUAUGUGGCUACUACUGGGUUUGUAAAUGAAUGAAUGGCUGUUUUAUUUUAAAUAACAUGGCUUAAGCUUUGUGCACUGAAAUGUAUGUAUGAGGUAUUUUUUCCUAGGAAAAUGAUUACAAAGAGGUUUUAAUUUAUGAGGCAUAUUGGGAAAUAAACAUAACA